AUGCGCCCCCAACGAUAUUUCCGCCACUGUGUGGCGGGUCUUUCUCGACCCACCAGCAUUGGUUACAAUGAGCACGAAUGCCUCGACGGGUUGUGCGUGCGCGGCCAGCCAGAGUGCAACGGGAUCUUCGAGUGUUCCGACGGCAGCGACGAGGCGUUCUCCCUCUGCAGGUCGAGGAGAUGUGCGCUACCACAGCGGCCCGAGAACGGCGUCUACCGUAUAGUGAGCGAGACAAGCCUCGACGAUGCGAACUCAGUACAGCUGGAGUACGCUUGCAGCUUUGGCUUCAAGUUGGUGGGGGAAGUGAGGGUGCUAUGCGGGGAGGCCUGGCCGGAGCUACCUUACUGCGUCCAGUGUGGCAAAUUGAUACCGAAACUUAUGCCUUCGGUGCUGGGUGGGGAGACGACGCGGCUUGGGGACGUUCCCUGGCACAUUGGUAUAUACCGAAAGGGGGACUCCUCGGACCAAUACCAACAGAUAUGUGGUGGAUCCUUGAUCAGUAACACCGUGGUGCUGUCGGGGGAGGCGCUGUGCAGGGGCAAUAGCGGCGGUGGUUUGUCGUUCGCCUCCAACAUAUCGGGCGUGGAGCGUUACUACCUCCGCGGAAUCGCGUCCACCAGCCCGCUGCUGAAUGACCGCGUCUUACAACGUCAACUCUCUCACCAGCUUCACGUCGGUCAUCAAGUACGAGGAGUUCAUCAAACGCUACCUGUACGGAUAGGGGACCGGCGCAGUAGAGACGGCAAAAUGUAUCCUAUGGAGGGAGAAGGGAGUCACGUAUUACGAAAUGAAAAGGAGGGGCGGGGGGAGGGGCACCAAAUGCGUGAGGUUUUAAUGUUU
Molecule: messenger RNA, 840 nt
Organism: Iphiclides podalirius (scarce swallowtail)
Lineage: Eukaryota; Metazoa; Arthropoda; Insecta; Lepidoptera; Papilionidae
Source: the annotation of a GenBank genome assembly